Molecule: messenger RNA, 1040 nt
Organism: Salvia splendens (bonfire salvia)
Lineage: Eukaryota; Viridiplantae; Streptophyta; Magnoliopsida; Lamiales; Lamiaceae
Exons: 1
Coding region: 162-1040 (292 amino acids)
Source: RefSeq, a predicted model, not a curated record
UUGUUGAAGAAAAUAAUCAAGCCUUUUACCAAAAUCCUUCUUCUUCUUAGCCAUUUAACAUGGCAUCAGAGCCAGCAACGAUUCUUGGAGCUCAGAAUCAAUCUCAUCAUCGCUCUUAAACCUCUCCCAACCUCUUGGCCAAGAACCUGUAAAAGGCAGAAAUGUCAGAAACUGAAAAGGUGAUCACCGGCGACCCGAACUCAUCCGAAGCGGAUGAGUUUGCACGUCUCUUUUCAAAUUUCAUGCGAAAAAGCCUCAUGCAAAACCAACCACCAGAAAAUCCCGACAAACCAGAAAAACCAAUAUACAAGACCGAUUCUCAACCCUUGACAGUAGGGUUUAAACUCAACGGAGAGAACUAUCCGGUAUGGUCCAUCCUGAUGCACAAUGCGAUUAGCGGAAGGGGGAUGGUAUCUCACAUCACUGGAGUCCCAUCCCCACCAGCAAGAACAGAUCCAACGUUUACACAAUGGCAGGAAGCCGACCAUUGUGUAUUUACGUGGCUAGUUCAAAAUAUCGAGACCAAAUUGGUCAGCCGAGUGGCUCAACAACCGACGGCGAAGCACAUAUGGGACAGCCUGGCCGUAACAUACAAAAGCGGUGGAGAUUCGUUACAGAUAUACGAUCUACACCGUAGGGCAAGCACUCUAAAACAGGGGAACACCACACUGGAGGAAGUGUGGAACGAUCUCAAUGAGAUCUGGACAGCAAUUGACCAAAAGAGGCCCAACCGGAUGAAAUGCCCAGAUGAUAUACAGAUCCACAAUGAAGAAACUGAACAAAACAGACUGUAUCAGUUUCUUACGGCAUUGGAUGACAAGUAUGAAAUCGUAAAGAGAGAGGUGUUAAAAAUGGAACCACUUCCCUCAGCCGAGCAAGCGUACAACAUAGCGAAGCGGGAAGAUGCCCGAUCGGAAAUUCUCCGUCCUACAGACGGAAAACCCCCAGGAGACGGAAUCGGAGCAGGGCUAUUCACGGCGAGGAGGCCAAAUCACUCCACCGCCCCACGCCGUGGUGGCAGUAGCGGAAAUGGGGGAUGA